Sclerotinia borealis F-4128 is the source of this 2571-nucleotide messenger RNA. The record is from the annotation of a GenBank genome assembly. NCBI's taxonomy places the organism in Eukaryota, Fungi, Ascomycota, Leotiomycetes, Helotiales, Sclerotiniaceae.
AUGUCUACCAUCGGCACCAACUCUGCAGUUCCUGCUCCAUCACAAUCAUACUUUGAUCGAGGAUACGGUACAGCAAGUACUCCACGAGCUCGCCCACAAUCCCAAAUCGCGAACGGAGGCCCUGCAGUAACAGAUUUCGGCACAGACGACCUUCAACCUCCUUCCGCGAUCCAGAACUCACACGGAAAAUUCAACGAGGAGUGGGACGCAAGUCAACGAGGAAGUUCAAUAGUAGACGGUAACAUGCAUCGAUCAAAUUCAGUUAUGUCGCAAGGUGAUACUUUGAUUCCGUCGAGAGGUGGAACUCUUAAAAAGAGAGCUUCUUUAAAGAGAAGUAGCAGCAGACGAAGUUCGAGGGCUGGCAGCGUUCGCAGUUUGGUCGUUCAUCCACAAGGUGAUAUCGAUGAGUUGCACAGUGCUUUCUAUUCUCCCGUCCCUACAAGCGGGAACCCUACAGAGAUUUUGGCAAACAGAUUUCAAGCUUGGCGCAAGGUCCUCAAAGAUCUGAUUGUUUAUUUCAAAGAAAUCCAAAGUCAAUAUGAGCACAGGUCAAAGAGCCUUUUGAAGGUCUCGAAUGUUAUCAACAAUACGACGGCGCCCUCUGUUUUCCUACCCACUGGUGGGAUCGAUGAUGCUCUCCAGAUCCUUCGCAACUAUCACAAGUCCGCAAUUGCAGAGGCAAACAAGUCUAGAGACAUCGAGCAAGACGUCAUUCUUGCGUUGACCGGCUUGCGCAGCGAUUUGCAACAGAAAAUCAAGGAGAUCAAAGGUUUGUCAGGCGAUUUUAAAAAUUCGGUGGACAGGGAGAUGGAAGCUACUCGAAAGGCUGUGACCGCAUUACAAGAUGGCUUGGGUCAAUCGGAUGUUGACCCUGCACAAAUGACUGGCAAGCAUGAUCCAUACUUGCUUAGACUUGCUGUCGAUCGUCAGGUCGAGAAGCAGAUUGAUGAAGAAAAUUAUCUGCACCAGGCUUAUCUUAACUUGGAAGCCUCCGGACGGGAACUUGAGGCCAUCGUAGUGGGGGAGAUUCAAAAGUCUUAUAACGCGCUCGCAGGCAUCUUGAAACGUGAGGCAGACGGUGCUUAUACCGCAGUGGACGAACUACGCACGGGUCCAAUUGCCAUGCCAAAAGAUCAUGAAUGGACUGCAUUCGUCGAAAAUGAUGAACAUUUUGUUGAUCCUAAAAUUCCUGUAAGAACACCAGAGAUUAUAAGAUAUCCUGGUCAGGAUAGCGAGCUUGCCGGAUGUAUCAGAGAAGGUCUCCUCGAGAGAAAGUCUAAGUUCCUGAAGUCUUACACUCCCGGCUGGUACGUUCUUUCUCCUACCCAUCUACACGAGUUUCGUUCAGCGGAUAAACUUCAAGCGCCCAUUAUGUCUCUCUAUCUACCCGAGCAGAAACUUGGCUCUCAUUCAAAUGAGGGAGGAUCCUCCAACAAGUUCAUACUUAAAGGUCGUCAGACCGGGACAUUACAUCGUGGACACUCUUGGGUCUUUAGAGCAGAAACACGCGAUACUUUACUUGCUUGGUACGAAGACAUUCAGUCUCUAACGGAAAAGUCUCCACAAGAACGUAAUGCGUUUGUGCGUCAGCAUGCCCGCAGCGUUAGUGGUACAUCACAGCGAGCUAGUUCCAUCAGCAGCGACGGAGUCAUGGACGAAGAGGACGAAGAACCAUUCUCGGCAAAUACAUCAGCCAUUGUAGGCACUCAAGGACUCAAACAAGAACAGAAGCGUCCUGAACCAGGUGGGAGAUUUCCCUCAGAUCUACAAGUUAAUGCGACGCGUGGCUUACAGGCUCCUCUCUCGCCUUCUAGCGGAAGUUCCAAUUUUGGAGGUGAAGCAGAUGAUGCAGUAGUCGCUGCUGCAGCUCUGCCCGCAAGUGGUGUUGGCCGUCAUUAUGGAGAGGACCCCAAUCCCGCGUCGCCGACACACGCUCAGAUGAUAAAUCAAGCUGCUAAAGAAGAUGGUGUAAAUCCUUAUACUUACGAACCUAUUCAGAAUAUGAACACUACGCGUAAUUAUCAGCACGAGCUACCUGCCGCUGGUGCAGCAGGCCUAGGAGGCGCCGCUUUGGGCGUCGCAGGUACAGCCGCAUACAAAAACCACGAGCUCCAGAAGCAACGUCAGCAAUCAGCCGUAGAAGCAACCGUUAUAGCCGCACCUGACGCGGACCAACUUCGAGAGCAAGCAGAUAGGGAAGCAACUAUGAUUGCAGCACCCGAUGACAAUACCUACGAAGGUAAAGCACAAAAACAAGUAGAUCUAGAAGCCAUGGCCAUUGCUGCUCCUGAUACGAACAUGUCUAGCGGACGUAGCCUCGGCGAUAUCAGCAAAGCUCCUCGGUUCGACGAAGCCCAGGAGAUCGCGACUUUAGCGGCUACCACAAAUGUUGCUGUACCAAAGUCAGUAGAGACACUCCUCGAUCCUCUCGCUAAAGACAUCGAGCGUCCCACUUUGGCUGCUGGGCAAAAUCAUCAGAGCGUCCAGAGUAUUAGUCAAUUACAUGUGCCUGGUGAGUUUCCCAGGUCCAGAGCAGAGACAGGAAGUUCUUUAAGUCAUGAAACUGUUUAA